AUGUCGCCGUCCGGAGACGGAGCCAUCAAUGGUGGAUGUUGCUGCUCUUGUUCUCCCGGCGAUAAUGGUGGUUAUGAUGGAGCCAAUAAUUUCGGUAUCUCCGCAUCGCAAGACGAGACAUGCAUGCAUUGCCCGAGGUCUGAACCUUCAUCAUGUUCUUCCUCUGAGCUCGGUUUUGAUUCGGUCCUGUUAACUAAUUCCGAGAGGUUGCGUAGAAUUUUCGUCGCUUCAGCUAAAGGCUUCUCAAUUGGAGCUGGCCUGCAAGGUGGCUUAGCUAUCUUCUCCAUUCUCGCACGCUUGCGGCGCAAGAAACCAAAGAAAGUUGAGGCGUUUUCUGAUAAAGAAGCAAUUUCUAUGGCGAUUAAGGAGACACUGAGAUACGGUAUUUUUCUUGGUACUUUUGCUGGUACAUUUGUUUACGUAGAUGAAACCGUUGCUGCUUGCGGAGGAAAUCACAGGCAAUGCUCUUAA
Messenger RNA from Gossypium arboreum, 471 nucleotides. RefSeq lists its product as uncharacterized. The transcript is spliced from 2 exons. The record is from RefSeq and is a predicted model, not a curated record. The coding region runs from base 1 to 471 and encodes 156 amino acids. Lineage: Eukaryota; Viridiplantae; Streptophyta; Magnoliopsida; Malvales; Malvaceae.